This is a messenger RNA of Chlorocebus sabaeus (green monkey), 723 nucleotides long. NCBI's taxonomy places the organism in Eukaryota, Metazoa, Chordata, Mammalia, Primates, Cercopithecidae. The record is from RefSeq and is a predicted model, not a curated record.
AUGUUUUGCCAGGACCCCAACGUUUGUGCAGUGUUUGCUGUACAAGGAGGAAAAGUGGGAAGAAAGCAUGGCAUAAAAAGGGGGAGGAGACCUAGCAUGAGAAACCCAGCUCGGCAGGCCAGAGGACCCUGGAUCCAUGAGAGUAAGCAUCCGGCCUUCGCAAAGCAACAGAUAAACUUGGAGAUGCCCAACUCUGGAGUGACAACAGAGCGAGCCUGGGUGUGCAGCUCCACCUCAAGAAAAAAGAAUUGGGCUGGGUCCCUGACUCUUCCCACUGCUCCACUGAACCCUGCACCAUCCUUGGUGCCACACUGUGAAGAUUGUUCUUGCCUGCCUCGCUGCCAUUUGGGUGAUCUCUACAAUCUGGCCCCAGCAGAAAGAACUUGCCGGCAGCAUAUCAAUAGCAGAGAUGGAAGAAAACAAUGUAAUCCUUCCUCCAACGCUCAUGGUGUAAGCCUCCAUGACCGGGCAACAUUGGCCCCCAUGUUUAAAGAAUGUAGUUCUGUAAGGUUGGUUGACCAUCUGACAGGAAUUCCUGCACCAAAUGGUCAGUCAGUGAAGAUCUCUUUCCAUCGGUGGCAGUGCAACCUAGAUGGAUUCUCACGUAAAGCGCCCAGUCAGAAAUCGAUCUGGGAAGCUGGUGUUAAGACACGAUUACUGGAUACUGAAGAACUGAAUGCUGCUCAGACCUCACUGAAGGUUCACACAUUUGAGAAAACCUGA